AUGUUAUCAUCUCAUCUCAUCUAUCUAUCUAUCUAUCUAUCUAUCUAUCUAUCUAUCUAUCUAUUUCAGCCUUAUCUAUCUAUCUAUCUAAAUGUCUAUUUUAGUUCUUGUCUGUUCUUUAAAUAUCUAUCUAUAUAUUUUUGUCUGUUCAUUAUCUAUCUAUCUAUUUCAGCCUGUUCAUUAUCUAUCUAUCUAUCUAUCUAUCUAUCUAUCUAUCUAUCUAUCUAUCUAUCUAUUUUAGCCUGUUCAUUAACUAUCUAUUUCAGCCUAUUCAUUAUCUAUCUAUCUAUCUGUUCAUUAUCUAUCUAUCUAUCUAUCUAUCUAUCUAUCUAUCUAUCUAUGUUUAUUAUCUACACAUCUUUCUCAAAGGUCGGUGUUCAUUACUCUUCACAAGUUAGGACAUGUCGGACAAAUUUGGACUCACUACCAUCUACUUAUGCCUUUUUUCUAUUCUCAUUCAUCCGCUCAAGUGCAUUAAACAGUUUAGUUUCUGCCUGUCCCUGCUACAGUAAUCGUCAAUAUUUCCUGUGA
Acanthosepion pharaonis is the source of this 531-nucleotide messenger RNA. The record is from the annotation of a GenBank genome assembly. NCBI's taxonomy places the organism in Eukaryota, Metazoa, Mollusca, Cephalopoda, Sepiida, Sepiidae.